This is a messenger RNA of Panonychus citri (citrus red mite), 2548 nucleotides long. RefSeq lists its product as uncharacterized. Lineage: Eukaryota; Metazoa; Arthropoda; Arachnida; Trombidiformes; Tetranychidae. The coding region runs from base 234 to 2420 and encodes 728 amino acids. The transcript has 3 exons. The record is from RefSeq and is a predicted model, not a curated record.
CGAAAUUAACUUAAAGCUUAAACUUCGCGCCGAAGCUCAGUUACUAUGACGACCGAUUCGCAACCGAAUUUUCAAAUUUUGAAAUAGUCAGUUGGUUUAUAACUUUCGCUUUGUCAAACUACUUUUGCUUGUGAUUAAAUAUUUCAAUCAAUUUAUUUAGUAAAUUUAAUUGUUACCAUUCUAAUUUUUGUGAUUUUUGUCAAAAAUUUGUUUUCCACUUUGUCGAUAUCAAUAUGUCACAAGAAAUACCAUCGAUCCUUUCAUGUUCUUUGUAUCAACAAGUGAAGAAAAAGAAAAGAAUUUCUUUUUCACAAAAUAUGGUUUUUCAAGAACUUUAUGAAGAUGGAACUACAAGAACGUAUCAUGAGAAAAUCGCCGAUGAGCUAACACCAUCACUGGAUGAGAUGAUGUUGACUCUGGAAGAAUCUGAUUCUGUCCAUAACACUACGCUUUAUGAUUGUAAUAUGGUGAUUUCUUUUACUUCACCAUCACAAUCGCCAUCACAAUCACCAUCACAAUCACCUUCACCAUCGCCAGUCUCUUCACCCAUCUUACCAACCAACUCGCCAACCUCAUCAACUAACUCACCAUCACCAGUCAACUUACCAACCAAUUCACCAUCACCAUCAACAUCACCAUCACACACCACCUCACCAGUUAAGUUACCAACCAACUCGCCAACCACUUCAUCAAUCAUUUUACCAACUUCCUCGUCAACUAACUCACCAUCACCAUCACCAGCCAACUCACCAGUUAACUUACCAACCACCUCGCCAACUAACUCACCAUCACCGAACAAAUCACCGACCAACUCACCAUCAAACACAACCUUACCAACCAACUUACCAUCACCAUCACCAGUAAACUCACCAACCACCUCGCCAACUAACUCACCAUCACCAUCGCCAUCACACACCACCUCAUCAGUUAACUUACCAACCACCUCACCCACUACCUUACCAGCCAUCUCACCAUCACCAGUCAAUUUACCAGCUACCUCACCGAACAAAUCACCAACCAACUCACCCUCACCAUCAACAUCAACAUCGCCAUCAAUCACCACCUCACCAGUUAAGUUACCAACCAACUCGCCAACCACUUCAUCAAUCAUUUUACCAACUUCCUCGUCAACUAACUCACCAUCACCAUCACCAGCCAACUCACCAAUAAACUUGCCAACCACCUCACCAUCACACACAACCUUACCAGCCAACUUACCCUCACCAUCACCAGUAAACUUGACAACCUCCUCAUCAACUAACUCACCAUCGCCAUCACCAUCACCAUUACCCAUCACCUCGCCAACCAACUCGCCAUCACACACCACCUUACCAACUAAUUCAUCAUCAAUCAAUUUACCAGCUCAUUCUGCGAACACUUCGCUGAUCUCUCUCAGUGAUUCUGGAUCAACAGAACAAAGCUCUUGUGCUUCAAUUGAAUUUUCUCGUAAAGAUUAUUCCACUUUCGAGAGCAGAUAUGACGACUCAAUCCUUUUUUAUGUUGAUAAAAAAUCAACUCUCGAAUUGAGCUCAGAAGAAGAAGUUUCUCAACAAAUCGAACACAACUCAACCUUCGUUGGCUCUUUAUUUGUUGAUGAUGUUUCGAUGGUUGAAGAUGAAUCAACGAGUGGUGAUGAUGUUUUCAACUUUAUUGAUAACUCAAUCUUCACGAAAGUACCUGAAGCUAAUAUAGAUCUUUCAUUAAUCGAUCCAAGAUUCCACAAGUUUGUCGUUAUAUUAGAUCACGAUGGUGCCGUUUUGAAAUUUAUGAACGGAAAUUUUCUCAUUCAUUUAAAAUAUUCGGUAUCCAAUAUUGACACUGCCGAAGUUAAAUUGGAAGACAUCACAAUUGAAUCUUGUAUUGAUAAGAAAAUCAACUCUCAAGGAUUAGCCCAAUUAAGUGAAUAUAGUGUUCAUCAUUUAACUAAAUCAGAUGAUAAAUUGAUUCGUUUAAUCAAGAAGACAGUGGCCAUUAAAUUCGACCAGUUCAAGAAACAAAAAGGAACAACAACAGCCUUAUUGUCAACGAUCAUUAAUGAUCUUCAAAAGAUUUUCCAUCAAAUUGCAGCUCUUUUUGUUGAUCUGCUUAAUGUUUGUCGUUUUCAUGAAUGGAAAAUCAUAAACGCCAAUAUUGCUAAUUUUGAGAUCUCUUUUGAAAUCAAAGGUCUGAGAUACUCUCUUUGGCUUAUUUUGUGCUUCGAUCUCCUAAAUUAUCCAAAUGACACGAUUAAAGUUAAAUUCGGUAUUCACAAAGCUGAUCUCAAACUUUACCCGUAUCAUCUUUUUCAUAAAAAGAUUAGAUCAGUUCCCUCUGGAUCCUAUAAAUACAUUGGUCAAAUAGUUGAAACGGCCAAAAAGUUCAUCUUCGAUUGGCGAAGUGGUCAUAAGUCAAAGGCUAUUAGACUCUCUAUCAGACAUUAGCAUGUCCAAUCCACAACCGAUAUUGGUAUCACCAUUAUUAUACUCUCAUAAAUCUUACCAUCAAUGUUAUUCCAAAUAAUAAAUGUAUUCACCAACCAAACCAUAAAUAAAUCCAACAAUUAAGUGAA